AUGCUUGGAGGGCGUGUGAAGACUCUGCAUCCAGCUGUCCACGGUGGAAUUUUGGCUAGAGAUACUGAACAGGAUCGUCAGGAAAUGGAGGUAAGGGGCCUGUGGGCAGAUGAGUGCGCGAUGACCCUCAUUUUACAUGCAUUCCGUCGCACGCUGGUUUGCCUUGAAAUCCUAAUCAUCUUCCUUCCUAAUCAUCUUCCUAAUGUGCUCGGAAGUGCCAUACAUCCCAUUUCUCAUUCAUGCCUCUUUCAACAAUGAUC
Strongylus vulgaris is the source of this 260-nucleotide messenger RNA. NCBI's taxonomy places the organism in Eukaryota, Metazoa, Nematoda, Chromadorea, Rhabditida, Strongylidae. The record is from the annotation of a GenBank genome assembly.